This is a messenger RNA of Monopterus albus (swamp eel), 2684 nucleotides long. It is a transcript of the gene stap2a, whose product is annotated as signal transducing adaptor family member 2a. Bases 121 to 1215 code for a protein of 364 amino acids. The transcript is spliced from 11 exons. Lineage: Eukaryota; Metazoa; Chordata; Actinopteri; Synbranchiformes; Synbranchidae. The record is from RefSeq and is a predicted model, not a curated record. Gene Ontology annotation, molecular function: signaling adaptor activity.
AGGCUACACCAGCCAGCUGUUGGAUUAUUGCCACGGCACUGUCUCAUCGGGGAAGGCGUGUCACUCCCCGAAUUACUCAGCGCCCCUUUGUCCUCGGUCGUUGCCCAGCCAGCGACACCCAUGGCGGCUGCACCCGUUAGGCAGCGCUCCGGGCCAGGAGGACCCCGGGCACAGCUCCCGCCGUGUUACUACGAAGGAUACCUGGAGAAGCGAGGACCGAAAGAAAAGGCAUCGAGGCGACUGUGGACCUGUCUGUGUGGGAAUUUUUUGUAUUUCUUCAACAAUGCCAAGGACACUCAUUACGUGGAGAAGCUGGAUCUCAGUGGUUUUGUAUCCCUGAAAGAUGACUGCAGCCGGGACAGAAACCUGGAGGCAGCCAGACUCAUCCUGCGCAUGAAGGAUGGAGAGACCAAACUUACAGCACCCAACUUAGAAUCAAGGGAGCUGUGGAAAGGUUUCCUCUACUCCGUCACAGAUCUGAACGUACCGUCCUGUCUCACACUGCUGCCGGGCCAGCUGCAGAUGCUGAAAGAGGUGGUCGACAAAGAAAGGUCCAGACGAAGAACUCGCACUCCCACACGUGCUCCUCCUUCACCUCUCUCUGUGCCUUUAGUAGGAGAGAUCCCGCCCUGUUUUCGACCAGUGUCGCGAACCGAAGCUGAAGUCCUUUUAGAGAGACACCCAGACUGCGGCAACAUGUUGCUCCGUCCAGGCAGAGAUGGAUGCUCACUGGCCGUCACUACUCGACAAGACCUCAAUGGGUCAGUGUUCAGACAUUACCGUGUGACUCAAAGGGACCAAGGUGGUUAUGUCAUUGAUGUAGAAAAUCCUAUUCCCUGUGCAACGCUUCAUGAGGUCAUUGACGCGCUGGUAGAAAAGACAGCAGGAACUCUUCAACCAUUCCUACUGGAGGAGCCGUAUGAGGAGAAUAUCACAUAUGUUUCUGCGAAUGAUGAAAAUGGGGAGAGGAUCCUCCACACUGCCCCUUCUAGCCCCCUACCAAAGCCCCCUGCCCUACCUCCUAAACAAGAUCGUUGGUCCAGUAGUCCCCUUUCCAGGUCUCCUGCCCCAGACCGCCGUAUCCUAACUUCACCGGUGCCGGCCUCACCCACCAACCCGAUGAGACGACUCAUUCUCUCUCCUUCACCCCUCACACAGACGCUCAAUGAGGAGCUCAAAAUUAAGCUGGAGAAGAGGCGAGCCAGUCAAGAGUGACUUACUCGUAAGGAACAACGUCCUGUCACAGCAUACUUGAUCUUCAGUGCCAAACCCCUUUCUCACCGCAGCUAUCUGCUCAUCCUGUGCCUUCUAGGUGGAAGACAAGGGAUUACAAAUACUGCCACUUUCUUUUAGCAAGCUUCAGUGUGUUCUGGGUUUGGGUUUUGGUCUGUUUAUACUUUUUGGAUCUGACAUGAGUAUAAAUGGACUCUAAUUAGCUUCUAAAGAGCAAGAGCAAGGUUGUGAAACCGUGAAAAAGAUUCAUAUAACCUUACAAAAUACUGCCUUCCAUGUUUGGGUAAUGAUCCAGUAGUGCUUUGUCCACAUGCAUAAAGCUGUUUACAGACUGCGACACAACAAAUGAUUUUCAUUCAGAAUACAGUUCACAAGAAUCAAUGUGACUGGCCUAUCUGAGAGGCGCUAACACCAGCAGACCACCAGCUGAGCCUGAUGUUUUCCUGUCUGAGCCAAUGUCUGUGUGCCAAGCUGCUAAUGUUUCUACUGCCAGACUGGAGAACAAACAAAUCCCAGGCUACCAAGAUCAGCACCAGAAUGAAGACCUGAGACACUUCUCUGAAAGUAAAAUAAGCCAGACAGGCUCAGGUUUCAGUUCAGUAAUUCUCCCUCAUCAGCUCAUAACAUGUAACAUAACUUACUCAAGCUGAAACCUGUCUCUGCCUGCUGCUCUGAGUGCUAUUUGUGAGCGAUAAGCAACCAUUAAUAUACUGUUGAUACAAUGACACUGCUGUGGCCCGUUUACCACUCAACUUUAACUGUACUGUUGGUGCUUAUUUAAAAAUGUAUCCUUAUUCUCUGCUACUGUGUACGUGCUACUGAUCUGCCUGGAAAUUCCAGGUGUUUCUGUUCCUCUUCAAGGAAAUCCAUUUGCUGUAUUCAUGUGUGAAGGUGCCCUCUAGUGGAAUGGCUGUUGACUAAGGAGAUAGACAUGUUGUCAGGACACAGUCUGUGGGUAUUAAUGCAAGUACCAGGGCAACCCUGUUAUGUUGCAGACUGAACCUAGUAAAGACUUUAACUGUUCGCAGGAUUACACCACGCCCUACCUCUCUACCUUCAGUUAACAAAAUCAUAUUUUUUAUUACAGAUCUGGUGUUUAAACAGUUACAACCCGUUCUUCUACAUGGGAAACUAAUUUUUGCCAUUGCUGUCAAUUGGCCAAUCCUUGCAGAUUUGAAGUGUCUGAGUAUUAGUAGCAAACUGCGAUCGACUGACUCAUAAAUGUCUUCUUACAAUUAACAGUUUCUUGUAUGUUUAUACAUGAUGUGUCUACUUAACCACUAUUAGAGAAGAGUGUUUGUUAGAUAUGUGAGGGCAUUAAAAUUGUUUUGCAUGGAUCCUAGUUGUUCCUUGCUGUGAAAUAAUAGGUGUUGCUUUCUCAUAAAGACUGUUUCCCUUUUUAAAUGCCAGGAAACAGCUUCCUGAGGAAAUUGCACAAUACUGGGGUGAUU